This is a messenger RNA of Rotaria socialis, 864 nucleotides long. The record is from the annotation of a GenBank genome assembly. NCBI's taxonomy places the organism in Eukaryota, Metazoa, Rotifera, Eurotatoria, Philodinida, Philodinidae.
AUGACAAACCAAGUUAAUAGUUCCGAUGCGAUUUCAUCGUCAGAUUCUACCGACAUCGCAAUUCCUCGUUCUGGUCGCUUUUGGCUUGUUCUUAUAUUUGAAAUUCCAUCCGUUAUAUGUUCGAUCUUCAUUCUCUAUCAUUUUCUUGUUUGUCGAUCACUACGUCGAGCUCUAUAUAAUCAUGUUUUUAUUGCCAUAGUUCUCAUCAAUCUUAUCGUUGAACUAAUCGACAUUCCAUGGACUCUCAAAUUUUAUCAAUCGAAUACUGUGUGGUCUGUUGCGCACAGCCUUUGCAUUGAUUGGGUUUAUGUUAAUGAAGGACUAUAUAUCACCCUCAAGUUACUCGUUGCUUGGGCUACCGUCGAACGGCAUAUUCUCAUCUUUCAUAAUCAAUGGAUAACAACGAAAAAACAAAUCAUUCUGAUUCAUGUACUCCCAUUGGUCAUAAUUUUAGUCUAUGGUUUUGGUCUUGCUCUUCUUGUUCGUAUUGUGAGAAAAAAACGUAGCAUGAAUCGACCAAUGGAUUGGCAUAAACAUCGCAAGGUGGCAAUACAAUUAUUGUCCAUUUCAUUUCUUUACCUGAUUAUAUAUGUUCCGUUCAUGUUAUUGGAAUUCAUACACAGCUGUGGUGUUUCAGAAGAAUUUGGUGCCGACUUUGUCUUGUAUGGAAAUUUCUUGGCAUAUUUUGGGAAUCUUCUAUUACCAUUCGUAUGUGCCGGAUCAUUGCCUGAACUAGCGAAAAAAAUCAGACACACAGUACCAUGUUGGCGAUGUCUAGCACGUAUUCGUCCUCUUGAAUCUUGUAGCAUGGCACAGACGACUGGCCGUAAAGUAAAUCGAUUACCAAUCACUGUUAAACAAUGA